Molecule: messenger RNA, 2241 nt
Organism: Benincasa hispida (wax gourd)
Lineage: Eukaryota; Viridiplantae; Streptophyta; Magnoliopsida; Cucurbitales; Cucurbitaceae
Source: RefSeq, a predicted model, not a curated record
CCUUUCUUCUGUAUCUUUUUCUUGCUUAAUUUUCAUGGCAUUGUUGCCAUGAAAUCUGAGCUUUCAGGUACUUCCAACCAAAUCAAACUACAGACCUACAUUGUCCACGUGAAGGAGUCAGAGCUCAGGAUUUUGGGUGAUGCCAUUGAUCUAGAAAGUUGGUAUACCUCAUUCUUACCAGAAACGAUCAAGACGUCGAAUGAACAGUCGCGGUUACUUUAUUCAUUUCGAAAUGUAAUGAGUGGUUUUUCUGCAAGACUUACAGAAGAAGUUAAAGCCAUGGAAGAGAAGGAGGGUUUCAUCUCAGCCAGGCCUGAAACCAUAUUGAAUUUGCACACAACUCAUACUCCUGAAUAUUUGGGGUUGAACCAACAAUUUGGAUUGUGGAAAGAUUCAAAUUUUGGAAAAGGAGUAAUUAUAGGAGUGUUGGAUACUGGAAUUUCUCCUGAUCAUCCUUCGUUUAAUGAUGAUGGAAUGCCACAACCACCAGCUAAAUGGAAAGGAAGAUGCGAGUUUGGUGCUUCCAUUUGUAAUAACAAGUUGAUUGGUGCAAGAACUUUCAAUCGUGCUAAUAGUGCUUUGAUGGGGGAAUCGCCAAUUGAUGAAAAUGGACACGGCACACACACAGCAAGCACAGCUGCAGGCACUUUCGUUGAGGGUGCUGAAGCUUUGGGAAAUGCAAGAGGCAAGGCAGUUGGAAUGGCACCUUUAGCUCAUCUAGCAAUGUAUAAAGUUUGUUCUCCAAAAGGCUGCUCGAGUAGCGAUAUACUCGCUGCAUUAGAUGCUGCAAUCCACGAUGGUGUCGAUGUUCUCUCACUCUCCCUCGGUGCCCCUUCGAGACCGUUUUAUAUCGACAAUAUUGCCAUAGGCGCAUUUGCAGCCAUUAAAAUGGGAAUUUUUGUGAGUUGUUCAGCUGGGAAUUCAGGCCCUUCCAAAAGCACAUUAGCCAAUGAAGCACCUUGGAUUCUAACCGUUGGAGCAAGCACUAUCGAUCGAACAAUUAUGGCAUUAGCAAGGCUUGGAAAUGGUGAAGUCCAUGUCGGUGAAUCUCUCUUCCAGCCAAGAGAUUUCCCAUCAUCAUUCUUACCACUUGUAUACGCUGGUAGCAGUGGAGUCAAAGGGUCUGAAUUUUGUGUUCAAGGCUCACUUACAAACCUGAAUGUGAAAGGAAAAAUGGUGGUAUGUGAAAGAGGAGGAGGAAUAGGCAGAAUUGCAAAAGGGAUGGUAGUGAAAAAUGCUGGUGGAGCUGCCAUGAUUAUUAUAAACCAAAAAGCAGAUGAGUUCAGUACAUUAGCCGAAGCUCAUAUUCUUCCAGCAACCCAUGUAAGCUAUGAAGCUGGACUCAAAAUCAAAUCAUAUAUACGUUCAUCACAGAAUCCAAUGGCAUCAAUUUCAUUUGAAGGAACUCUAAUUGGAAGCAGAGCCACAACUUUCUCCCCUGCUAUGGCUUCUUUUUCUUCUCGAGGACCCUGCCUCCCUAGCCCUGGGAUCUUGAAACCUGACAUAACAGGCCCUGGAGUCAACAUUCUCGCAGCUUGGCCAUUCUCAUUAGACAACAACACAAACAAAAAAUCAACAUUCAACGUUAUCUCAGGAACUUCAAUGUCUUGUCCUCAUUUAAGUGGAAUUGCAGCUUUGAUCAAGAGUGUUCAUCCUAAUUGGUCCCCUGCUGCCAUUAAAUCUGCCAUUAUGACCUCUGCAGAUGUAAGAAAUCGUCAAGGCAGACCAAUCGUGGAUCAAGAUUUGAAACCGGCGAACUUUUUUGCUAUGGGGUCUGGACAUGUCAAUCCAUCAAAAGCAGCUGACCCAGGAUUGGUUUAUGACAUUCAGCCUGAUGAUUACAUUCCUUAUCUUUGCGGUUUGUAUAGUGAUGCCCAAGUCUCGAUUAUUGUUCGUAGAAAAGUAACUUGUUCGACGAUAUCAAGAAUACGAGAAGGGGAUUUGAAUUAUCCUUCAUUUGCUGUGACGUUGGGACCUUCACAGAUGUUUAAUAGAACAGUGACAAAUGUGGGUGAUGCAAACUCAAUUUAUUCCGCCAUUGUUGAGGCACCAAUUGGAGUUUCAGUGAAGGUUACACCAAACAAUUUGAAAUUCUCGAGGGUGAUUGAAAAAGUGACAUAUUCGGUAACAUUCAGCCGGGAUGAUUUAGUUAGAACAACGAGUGAAUUCAGUGAAGGGUAUCUCAUAUGGGUAUCUAACAAACACAUGGUGAGGAGUCCAAUCUCUGUGAAGCUCAAAUAA